AUGUCGGCUCACACACAUUCCACGCGUAUCUUGGCCAUUGUUGCCAUCUUCUUCAGCAGUUACAUCGUUGGCAUUUACAGUGCGGCACGCGCUAGCCAUCAGUUGGCUCCACUGAAUGCGACUCACAAUGAGAGCAGCUCACUGGAUGCAGUGGAUGCCAAGGCCUCCUCAGAGACGAGCUUAGCUCGCAGCAGUUCGAGAAAUCCUCGCUGGUUUCCCUUCUACACAAUUGGACGCUUCUCCAAUGACAUUUGUUUGGGCAACAACCUGCUCAUGGGCACCUGCAUGAUAAACGGCGAGUGCACGGACAACAAGGGCGUUGCGGCGGGCAGUUGCUCCACAAUAACCAACCAAGCCGUUUGCUGCAUAUAUCAACGCACUUGUGGCGCGAGUACCAGCUACAAUAACACCUAUUUCUACAACAGCAACUACCCGGCGCCUUAUGCCGGCGGCGGACGUUGCACCAUUGUGGUGAAUCCGCCGGACUCGACAAUUUGUCAGCUACGCAUCGAUUUUAUGGCCUUGUCGCUGGCGCCACCCACUGGCGAUGGUUUGUGCACGACGGACGCGUUGACCAUAUCGGGUGGCGCCUCACAAGUGCCCACCAUUUGCGGCGAGAACUCUGGCCAGCAUGUCUAUGUGGACUUCAAUGGCGUCAGCCCCAUAACUAUUUCAGUGGCCACGUCUGCAGGUUAUACGUUCAAUCGUAAUUGGCAAUUGCAGCUACGCAUGAUGGCCUGCACCUCGGCUACGUUGGCGCCCUCUGGCUGUCUGCAGUAUCACAUGGCCUCCUCGGGUAAUAUUGCCAGCUUUAACUACGUUUCGGCGGCCUCCUCGGCGCUGAACUCCAUCGGAGUGCAGGGCACUAGGCAGCUGGCCAGCCUGCGCUAUGGCAUUUGUAUACGAAAGGCUACUGGGAUUUGCUCGAUCACGUACAGCCAGGUUGGGUCGGAUACGUAUUCCUUUACGAUGACCAACGAUGUCGGCGCUGUGGAUCCCACGCUGCUGGCCACAUCAGCGGUGCAGAGUCAAGACUGCACCACGGACUACAUCAUCAUACCAGCGCCCACGCAAGGCGGCAUCAAUAUGCCCAGCGAUAGAUUCUGCGGCUUGGGCCUAGUGCCCACCACAACAUCUGCGAAACCAUUUGUUGUCUAUGCUGUGACGGAUGCAAAUGAGGAGAUGGAUAUAUCGAAUCGAGGCUUCUAUUUGGCCUAUUCACAAAACGCGUGUCCCGUGCUGUAGUCGUAAAUGAUAUCAACUAUAAUAAAAGACUUUAAGAACAAUAAGAAUCACAUAGGAA
Messenger RNA from Drosophila hydei, 1303 nucleotides. RefSeq lists its product as uncharacterized. The transcript is spliced from 3 exons. Bases 1 to 1245 code for a protein of 414 amino acids. The record is from RefSeq and is a predicted model, not a curated record. NCBI's taxonomy places the organism in Eukaryota, Metazoa, Arthropoda, Insecta, Diptera, Drosophilidae.